AUGACUUGCCAACUUUGGACACGUCGGCAUUUUUCUGGGAUUGUCGCCAUGGGCAAGGGUACAAGCGUCGUGAUGGCCCUUCUGGCUGUCUUGGCAGCCAUUGUGUACGUGGAGGAGGUGCAGCGCCACCCUCUGUAUGUCCAGCAUGUAGCUCCUCUUGUGAAGGAGCAUGUCGCGCCACUGUACCGCCAGGCUGAGGCGCAGUACGCGGCACACGUGGCGCCGCUCGUUCACGAGCAUAUGACCCCGCUGUAUGAAGCCCACGUCGCUCCGUUGGUGCGUUCGUUGUCAUCAUCCGUCCAGUCUUCCAAGGACGCUGAGCCGCAGACUACGCAAUCCUUCUCGGAGGCGUGGUGCAACGAGCACGCGGCAAGUCACUUGACCGAGGUCAAGCCCAUCGAAGGGUUUCAUGUGCUGUGUUUGGAUGCUUCGAGUGACAAGAUCACGGGAUGGGUCUACCGCGACGGGUUUGCUUCGACACCAGCCGUGCCGUUCACGGCGUCGAGUUCGUGGGCCAGCUUCAACGAGUCGGUGGAAUCGGCGGCCAACAUCGCGCCGCCAUCCACCCCACACGAGAUCGAGUACAAGCAACCGUGGGGGUUGUUCACGCCCACGGGGACGCGCAUGGACGCGCUCACGAAGUACCGCGGGAUUGCGUACGUGAUGGAAGGCGGGCAGUUCGUGUGGCCAGGGAUUCGCAUCGGGCAUAAACGAGUGAUCCCUAAUCUCCAUGGACUGGGGGACGUCGUGCUCGAGACGCUGGAAAUGACGCCGCUGGUGUUUGCUGUGACAGAGUUUCUCACAAACGACGAGAUUGACGUUAUCUUGGACUUGUCCAUGGACCAUUUGGCGCCGUCGGGCGUGACGCACAACGACGACGACGUGGGCAAACCCGCGACCGAGUGGCGCACCAGCACCACGUACUUUUUGUCGUCCAAGGGGCACCCGACGCUAGAAGGGAUCGACCAGCGCGUGGCCGAUUUGGUCAAGGUGGAUGUAUCACAUCAAGAAGAUGUCCAAGUGUUGCGGUACCAACUCAACCAAAAGUACGACGCACAUUUGGACUACUUUUCAAUCGACCAACUGACGAAAAACCCGGCGAUGGUGGCAAGUUUGCACCACGGGCUCAAGAAUCGCAUGAUUACCGUCUUCUGGUACAUGUCGGACGUCCCCCGCGGCGGCCACACGGUGUUCCCGCGGGCGGGCGGCGCGCCCCAGCCCUCAGACUUUACCGACUGCUCCAAAGGACUUCUCUCGACCCCUCAGAAGCGCAAAGUGAUUGUCUUUUACAGUAUGCUGCCCAGUGGACGGGGUGACCCGUACAGUUUACACGGAGGCUGCCCUGUCCUGGAAGGUAUCAAGUACUCUGGCAACAAGUGGAUCUGGAACAAACAGUACGCGUAGUCGAAUUAUAUAACUAGUAAGUACUAGUAAAUACUACUAAGUACUGGUAAUAGUACACUACGAUGGUCGUGCUGUACUUGUGGGUUCACCCC
Aphanomyces astaci is the source of this 1496-nucleotide messenger RNA. RefSeq lists its product as hypothetical. The transcript is spliced from 6 exons. The record is from RefSeq and is a predicted model, not a curated record. Lineage: Eukaryota; Oomycota; Saprolegniomycetes; Saprolegniales; Verrucalvaceae. Gene Ontology annotation, molecular function: procollagen-proline 4-dioxygenase activity; L-ascorbic acid binding; iron ion binding. Gene Ontology annotation, cellular component: endoplasmic reticulum. Gene Ontology annotation, biological process: peptidyl-proline hydroxylation to 4-hydroxy-L-proline. The coding region runs from base 1 to 1404 and encodes 467 amino acids.